AUGCAUCACAAAGAACGGCGCGGCAAAAUUAAGCAAUAUAUACCCAGAUCAUUGAAGUAUGAAGACUCCAAACAAGUGCAACACUUUUCAAGGUCCUGUGACCAUUGCGCGCAUCCUACCAUGAUUAGAUCUGUCUUCGUAUGCUUGAUUUUAACAGCAGCAGCUUUUUGGGCCGGAACACUCGUGAACGUGCGCGGAACACCAAUAUUGUCUAAAGUAGUACUAGAAAACAACCCCGAUACUCAUGAAUUCAACAACAUCGGCAUAACAGGCUACAGACUACUUGAUUUCUUUGAAAGAAAAGCUUUUGCAAAUUCGGCUUUAGAUAAUUCGGACAAUGUAAACGUGUCAAGGUAUUAUGACGAAUUCAUGCGGUAUUUAGCGGGGCACGUCACAGAAAGUCAAAAGGAGACAACUUGCUUCCCAGAAGGAUCGAUUAUCAGCAAACUUACCAGGGAUGUAAACGUCAUAACGAACGUACACUCUCAUAACGAUUACUGGCGGAAUUUGCCCAUGUUUGAAGCUUUAUGCUAUGGAAUUGCGAGUAUUGAGGCAGACGUAUGGCUCGUCAAUAAUAAUUCUGAGCUGGCAGUUGGGCACAAUAGAGCAUUCUUGAAUCCCCUUGAGAGAUCUUUGAACUCUCUGUACACUGGGCCUUUAUUGAAUAUGUUGAACGAAGUAAAUUGUCACCAGAAUGAAAGAGACCACAAAUACGGAGUAUUUUACAAUUCCCCAGAGACGACUCUUUACUUGUACAUCGAUUUCAAAUCUGAGGACAGUAAAAGUACCUACGAAUUGUUGAUAAACAAUUACCUCAAAGCUUUGAUUGAUAUGGGAUAUAUGACCUUUCUUGAUAUCGAAUCUCGAGAAAUCGUAUGGAAUCCGGUCACAAUUAUUCUUACUGGCGACUACCCGACAGAUGUUCGCGUACUGGACGGUAACAACGAUGAUGGGAUUUUCCAUACAGGCCAAAGAUUCGUUUUUGUCGAUGCACCAUUGCAUCAACUAAAAGACGAGCACGCGUCUUUGUCAAUAGUGGCAUCUGCCUCGUUAUCACAAUUGCUCGAGGACUGCACUUCAAGCGAAGUGACGUUAGAUGGCCUUUCACCGGAAGAACUGCAUUGUAUAAAGCCGUUUGUCGAAAAAGCUCACUCCAUGAAAUUAAAAACUCGCAUAUGGGGAGUUCCGACAUGGCCCAACAAGUUAAAGAUGCGACUAUGGGACCAGCAAGCGAACGAUCUUAUGAUCGACUUUCUUAAUACUGACGAUCUAUUCGAAGUGUCACAAGUUUUUUGA
Messenger RNA from Lachancea nothofagi CBS 11611, 1296 nucleotides. Lineage: Eukaryota; Fungi; Ascomycota; Saccharomycetes; Saccharomycetales; Saccharomycetaceae. The record is from the annotation of a GenBank genome assembly.